Westerdykella ornata is the source of this 531-nucleotide messenger RNA. RefSeq lists its product as uncharacterized. The record is from RefSeq and is a predicted model, not a curated record. The transcript has a single exon. The coding region runs from base 1 to 531 and encodes 176 amino acids. Lineage: Eukaryota; Fungi; Ascomycota; Dothideomycetes; Pleosporales; Sporormiaceae.
AUGGACAUCGGCACUCACCGCCCCUCCCUCGAACGCGUCACCACCGACGAGAAGCUCUCCCUCGCCGCCUCAAACACAGUCUACACCUACCACUGCCUCUGCACCCACCUCCUCCUCGCCACCUCAACCCCCCUGGCCGAGCUCCCAACCCGCACAAAGUCGCUCGACAGGGCACACAUCAUGCCGCUCCCCCCGGCACCCGCGCCCACGUCUCGUCAGGCCCAGAGCACCACCUCCGCCGACCACUACGGCUGCAUCAUCUCCAUGAACCUGGACCAGGAUCCCACUAUCGUGCAGUCGGACGCUGGUUUCGAGAAGCGCUACCUCCAGCGCUGCGGCCGCUGCAACCAGAUUGUCGCCUACCAUCUCGACUGGCAGCAAUACCCCGGAGCGACGGACGGCCAGGGCCACAACCGCUUCGGCCGCCGCGAGGACGUCGUCUAUCUCGUUCCCGGGGGAUUCGUCUCGACGAGCGAGAUGCUGAGGGGGAAGAUGCCUAGUGGUGUCGCCGUGUCGGAGUUGAAGCUCUGA